GAGAGUUGGCUCGUAUGCUAUGUUUGGUUUUUAAUUUUGUGUGUGUACUUAUUACAGACUAAAAAAGUACUGUGGGACCAUUUAUAUCAGCGAAAAAAGUUGAAGAAUCCCAUAACGUUAAAAACGUCUUACUUUGUGAUUGACUGGAAUAAACAUAAAGAUCUUUGAAGAAGUCAACGAUUACAGAAUAUUGAAUGAAAAAAUUGUUACAACAAUUUGAAAUUUUCGAUAAACCGCCAUUUUUAAUGGUCGCCAUACUUAGCCAUUCCAAUCCAUUCCAGUCCGAAGUUUAGUGAGCUUGAAAACAGAAAAAUGGAGUUCUACUUGAACUCGGACAGUCGGUGCCUUCCAAGUGAAUUAUCAGACGAUUUUUCUCUUACGUCAUCUUCGACGCCAUUAGCUGAAACUUCUGUACCUGUAAAGAGUGAAAUUGGAUCAUAUUCUAGCGGAAGGACAUCACCAGGUCAUGACCUAGGUUAUCAUACGCUACUCACUCGCCAGAGCUUGACCCCUACUCCAAAAUCAUCCAAUAGAUCUUUUGAGGGAGAACAUGGUGCUCCUCCUAGCCCAUGGAGGGACACGUCAUCUUACUCCGACCAUAUGAGUUCUCCAUCUUCUGCCUUAAGAACUUCAAGUACUUUGUCUGAUACCGAGAAACUUCUGGCAACUUUUAAAGGGAAAAAACUGCCAAGGUGCUCCCAUUUUGACAGACUGACAGACGAACUUAUACUGAAAGUAUUUUCUUAUCUAUCUAGUAAUCAUUUGUGUGUGUGCGCUCGUGUUUGUCGACGAUGGUAUUUUUUAGCAUGGGAACCUCAACUUUGGACCUCCAUAACUCUAACUAGUGAGAAAAUCAACGUAAAUGCUGGAUUGAAGACACUUUUCCGGCUUCUGUGUCGGGACUCUCCCAGUGUUUGUCUGACAGUGGAGCGAAUGUGUUUGAAUGGUUGUGCACGUCUUACAGAUAAAGGCGUGUGGACGAUUGCCAAACGCUGUCCGGAACUAAGAAGUAUUGAGAUCCGAGGAUGUAGUAAUGUGACCAAUACAGGGGUCACUGAUUUGGUUUCAAGAUGUCUGAACCUGGAAAGACUGGAUCUAACAGGAUGUUGUCAUGUUACCAGUGUUGAGCCUCGUCAGACAACAGUACCUGUUCCAGAACCAGCUGGGUCUAAACCUGACUCCCUUCCAGUGUGUGUUCGUCAGUUGUAUCUCCAGUACGUAGACCUUACCGACUGUCAAGCUUUGGAGGAUUCUGGGCUGAAAGCGUUUGUCCGGAACUGUCCUCAGCUAACCCAUCUUUUCCUUCGACGUUGUGUCCAGCUGACUGACGUGGCAGUCAAGUAUAUUGCUAGCUACUGUGUGAUGCUACGGGAACUUAGUGUCAGCGACUGUUUACAAGUUACUGAUUUCGGUCUUUAUGAACUUGCCAAACUGGGACCUAACCUACGGUACCUCAGCGUGGCUAAAUGUCACCAAGUCUCUGAUGCCGGUGUCAAGCAAAUAGCUCGCCACUGUUACAAGCUGCGCUAUCUAAAUGUUCGAGGCUGUGAAGCUGUGUCUGAUGACAGUAUGGAAGUAUUGUCCAGAAGCUGCCCAAGGCUCCGGGCGCUAGACAUCGGCAAGUGUGACGUCACAGACUACGGACUGAAGCUUUUGUCGGAGCACUGCCCGAACCUGAAGAAACUGAGCCUCAAGUCCUGCGACAUGGUGACCGAUAAAGGAGUCCGAGCUAUCGCUUACUACUGUCGGGGUCUCCAGCAGCUGAACAUCCAGGACUGCGCCAUUACUGUGGAAGGUUACAGAAUGGUGAAGAGAUGUUGUAAACGUUGCAUCAUAGAACACACCAAUCCGGGCUUUUAUUGAAAACGGCAUAAAGAAAAUUCGGAAAUAUCCAGGGUUAACUAAUGAGAUUUUGGAUCUGACUCUACAGUAUAUAAUUAUCAGAGUCUGCCAGUGUCAUAUAUUGUAAUAUAUAAUCAAUGUACAUAACUUAGUACGUUCUAUUCUUCGACUAACGUGGACGUUAAAAUAUUUUUUUACGAGUUUUGCCAUUUCCAACUUCUCCACUUUAGAGCGGAUAGAUGAUUUUAUAAACAUGUCACAUUAUCGUCCAUAAGACCCCAAAUUUAAUAAUUCAUUUUUAUGAUAAGGAUAAGUUGCCAUUAUAUAAAUGAAAAUGAACGAUACCAGUGAAUUAUUAAAAACGGCCCGUUUCCUUUAGUAAGGGUUUUUUUUUAUCAUGUUGAGCUAGAAAUUUUACAUACUAUUAGUGCCAACGCCAUGUCGUUCGUUUGUUACACUCACUAUUUAGAAGACCCAGUACUAUGGCUGUUGUUGUAGUACCAUCACAGGAAAAAAAAGAAUGUAAUAUAAAUGUGUAUCAACCACAAUUUUUGGAAUUAGUAAUUCUAAUUACUGGUUAAACCUUUUUAUUUAUUUAUUUUUUGAAACAGUAUAAAAUCCACAGUCAGUGUGUAGGCCUAACCAUACAUAAGUAUUUAUAGUGUUUUCUCUGUCGGUCACAGGGCUAGCUAAGAAUACGUGAAGAAUUUCAUUAUGUAGCUAAAGUGUUCCUUUAUUUGUACAUGCACACCAUUCAUCAUCACAGUCGAAAUAUAAAAUGACGUUUUAUAAAAUAUAUAUAUAAUAUCUGAAGAAAAUGAACUAAACUUGAAAGACAAACCUAAAUCAGUAAAUGGUAAGAGUUUCACGAAGUAGAGUAUGUUACUUUAUGUUUGCUCGGGGAAGGAGAGAUUAUCUGGUAUAAUUUAUAUAACUUACAAAAUCAGGUAGACCAGUUGCCAUAAAUAUUUGUUAUAAAAUAGAACUAAUCUCUGGAAUUUUAUGUUGCAUAAAGUUAAACAUGACCAACGUAGUUUCUGUAACAUGGAAUAUUAAAAUCAUGUUUGAAAUAAGUGAAACAAAUAUCUAUGUUUCAUCCUCUCCAACAAGAAUAACAACAUAUUAAGUUUGUGAACUUGCGCACACCAUAUUCAGAGCAGAAGUUAAUUUUAAAAAUCAUAAGGGGGAUACAAUAAUUCAAGCCCCAUGUUAAAACUGAUAAAACCAAGCAGAAACUUCUUAUUUAAAAUACUCAAACUAAGUAACUGAUUUUCACAAAUGUUUCAAUAAAAGCCAUGCUAAAUACUCGUAUACCUGCCAACCUGAUUAUAAAUAAUACUUUAUUAAACUUGUAUGAACAACAAGGGACAAUUUGGUAUUUCAUGGCUGUCCCUGCACAAAGAGGGAGAAAUUAAACUUGCCAAUUGUUUUCAGGAAAUCAUCAAUUUCAGUCUUAAGUUCUUAUUAAGUGCAAGUCUCCACUACUACGAACAGUCAUUUCUUUACCCGUGCUAAUGAAUGGGUUCCUGUUCACAUUACAUGUGUGAUCCAAAUAAAGGUUAUUUUCCAAGUCAUUCUGUAGUACCCCAAUACAGCUGAAGACACCCAAAUGUUUAAUACCAUCGGCAAACUUCACUAAUUGCCUCUCAGGCAAUGUCAUUAAUGCAAAGGCCCAGUCUCUGAGACUCUACGUUAGUAAAGGUCCAGUUUGACUGGACCAAAUAAAACUAAAGGUUUUUUAUUUCAUCCAGCUACCUUUCAAUACAAUUAACUAAUCUCUCCCUUAAUCCCACUACUGUGAUUUUAUUGGCUAAUCUUUUGCAUAACAACUUAUCAAAAUUCUUUUGAAAAUCUAAGUACACCAAAUCCAUUUCUUUUCCAUCGUCCGGAUAACAAGUAACAUUCUCAACAAAAUUUAACAGAUUAGUAAUACAAAAUUUCUGUUUCUUAAAUCCAUGUUGGUUUGUUUUUAUUAUACAACAUAUGACUAAAUGAUAUUACACAGCUUUUAAAACAGAUUUUAAAACCGUUUUCUGCUAAAGUAAUUCUAAGAACUCACGAGUGAUAGAAACGGAGAAUAUGUUAUAUCAACCACACUACAUCUGCUAUAUCUAGUGUUGAAGAGGCCUUUUGUUCAAUACCAGGGCUAAAAUAAACUGACCUAUAAUAACCAAGGAUAGCUCUUUAUGACACCUUUUUAAAAAUACAAGCAGUAUUUACAACUUAUAAUCCUGUCUAUUAACCUGUAAAAAAAAA
Messenger RNA from Limulus polyphemus (Atlantic horseshoe crab), 4098 nucleotides. RefSeq names its product F-box/LRR-repeat protein 7-like. Gene Ontology annotation, molecular function: protein binding. The transcript is spliced from 3 exons. Gene Ontology annotation, biological process: SCF-dependent proteasomal ubiquitin-dependent protein catabolic process. The record is from RefSeq and is a predicted model, not a curated record. Bases 313 to 1863 code for a protein of 516 amino acids. NCBI's taxonomy places the organism in Eukaryota, Metazoa, Arthropoda, Merostomata, Xiphosura, Limulidae. Gene Ontology annotation, cellular component: SCF ubiquitin ligase complex.